GGAGUGCUGGUCGUCGUGUUUCUGCGUUCAAGUCCGACCGAGUCCAGCGUCUGGGCAGCACUUGACGUCGGACCACACUUCUGCUUGCAGUAUCAUGUCGAGAAGAUCCGUUCCUGAUAGCCCCUGGCAGAAUGGAAUGCCACCGUUUGGUCUCUGCCAGCAGCAGUUCAGUCCAAUGAUGAAUUGUGGCCCCAUGUGGGCGGCGCAGAAUAACCUCCCCUUCAUGGGCGGGAGCAUGGCUCCCGACAUGAUGCGGUUUGGAGGCAACGUUUCCUCUCGUUCGAACUUUAGACGCAACUACGACCAGCCGGACCGCUACAGGCCACGUCAGGGAUACAAUGACCGUUAUGGAAAUCGCCAAGGUGGAUACGGUCGUGGGGACCGCAAGCGCCCAGGUCCCGGUGACCGUUCUCGGUCGCCUGCUUCGAAAAGAACAGCACCACGGCGUGACGCCGCUCGAAAAGAUCAAGAUCGGCCUAAGAAGGAAGGCGCUUCAGAAGAGGAGGCUGCCGCAGCAGACGAUGAAGCGGCGGAGGCCUCUGGCGCACAGGCCGAUGACCUCUAUGAUCCUGCUGAGCCAACCACGGAGGACACUGUAGAGGGGGCUGAAACAGCUGAAGGACAAGAGGAGGACGAUACUGGUGAAGGGGCUCAGGAAGAUGCCAUUGAAGAGGGUGAUCAGGAAGGUGAAGGUUCUGCAGACAAGGAUGAAACGGGAAGCGGAGAAGCUGGUUCAAAAACUUCCCCAGGCAAACCUGCCAGUAAAGUGCCUGCCAAACCAGCGGCCAAGGCAUCUGGAUCUAAGGCUUCCGACGCCAAAAGUCCCACCAAAGGAGCUGACGCAAAGGGACAAGCAGGAGGCCGGGUGGCUGAAAAGGGUCGUCAAGAACAAGGGAUUAGGAAGGGUGGCCAGAAAGAUAAGGGCUGGUGCACAGUAUGCGAGAUCCACUUCGAAGGCAGCUUUCUUGACCACAGGAGGACUGAAGAUCACAAGGUGAAGCGGGAUGAGAAGUAUCCGAAGUGCCACCCCUGCAGCAUGGGCUUCAAUAAUCGCAAACAGUAUGAGCACCACUGUGCUGGUGACUUUCACUGCAAGAAUGUGGAAGUACUCGAUAAUGAAGUGGAUGAGACAGCUGGUCCUUUGGGCGAAGAAUACCUGGAAGAAGUCCCUGCCUAUUAUUGCACAUUGUGCAAGCUGCUUAUGAAGAUUGAACUGAAAUCUCAUCAUUGCUGCACCCAAGGCCAUUAUAGGAGACACAGGGAUGUCAAACGCAAAGAAGAAGCUGCUAAGAAAGCUAAGCUUGCAAAGGAGAAGGCAGAAGAUGAGGAGGAUGAUACAAAUCAAGUGGCCUACACCAUUACCGAUGAAGUGGGCAGUGACGAUGAAGCCAGGGCAGCCUCAGAUGCAGCAGCAGCGGGCAAGGCUAAUCGGAAAGGUCCAGCUGAAGGAACUAACGAAACCAAGCAAGAAAAGCCAGCUGAGGAAACUGAUGCGGCAGUGAAAGAGGCCUCGGAGGAGCAAACCAAGGUUGAGCAUGACAUGGAGCAGUCUGAAGCAGAGGACAAGUCUGAAGCAGAGGACAAGUCUGAACCAGUGAAGGAAGAGGGUGACAAUUCAAACGAGCAGGGUAACCAUCAGGAGGAGUGCCAGGCGGAGGAGCAAGAAGCAUUGGAGCGCGAGGCAGCUUCUGCGGAUGCUGCUGUCUUGGAUGAAAAGAAAAAAAGUGACGUACCAGACACAAAUGGCUGCAAAGGCCCCGAGGAAGAUGUAGAUGAGAAAAAGCCUGUGGUGGCUGCUCCUGCCACCAGCGCUACUCCAGCUACCCCCAAAGCUCCAGUCUCGAAGGCUACACCAGCCAAAGCGCCAGUCAAGACUGUGGCAGCUCCUAAAGCUGCUGCCACAGUAGCCAAGCCCGCAGCGGCUGCCACCAGGACACCUGCUGUGAAGACAGGCACUGCUGUGAGCUCAGCUGCUGCAACCUCUGGUCCUGCGGCCUCUGCUGCUGCAGCUGCCAAGAAGCCGCCAGCUGCGGCAGGCACAGCAGCAGCAGGCAGGGGCGGCAUGGUGAGGGGUCGUGGCAGGGGGGCCGCACCUAAAGCAGUCCGGGCACGUAAACGUUAAAAGCCCAGAGUUUUUUUUUUCUCUGCCGGUCUCCUGGGUGGCAGGUGAUCCACUUUUCCCUGACCUCUUUCUUUCCUUUUCAUUCUCUUUUCAUGCCUUUACGGGGCACUGUCUUCUUCAUUGUCAUAGACUUUUCUCACUUUUCUGGUCUCAAUUAAAGCUAUCCAAGCCUUGGCCAGCUCCUUUUGUGUGACAGCAGUUGUGUCAUUGCUUGGCUUGCUUGGAAUUGCCACACUUCAGUAUACUUGAGUGUGGGCAGAUAAAUGUUUGAACUAGAGCAGCUGGCAUGCUUCCUACUAGGUGGAAGGUAGUCAACAUUCCCCAAUCUCUGUAUGCUUCUCUUUCUUUCUUCAUUUCAUUCACUCUUACGUCCUUUCGGGCAAAGGUCAUUUGACACAUGCAUCAUUUUUUUGACUGUCAAUUCACUUUUUAAAUUCUCUAUUGACACUGUCUGAGUCUUGGCGAGCCCUUUUUGCGUGACAACGGUUGUGUCAGUGCCCAACUUAUUUGCAAGUGCGAGACUUCAGUAUACUUGAGUGCAGGUUGAAGAAUGUGUGAACUAGAGAAACUAGUAUGCUUUAACUCUACCAUGUAUUCUUGCGUGGAGGCCACACUUGUAUUUUCAUGAAUGUGGGCCCAAAUGAUGUAGUGCAAAGCAAGUGGCACUGCACGUAUGGGGGUAAUGGGACUGCAUUGCCCCUUUUGGCUUUUGCUCCACUGGCAUAACACUCAUGCACGAGUUAAAUCUAGAGCAAAUUUGUAUCUCCGAUGUGCAGAUACCUUGGGAAACUGCCAUUCGAGCUUAAUUUCCUGCCUUGUUGCAAGCUUGCAGCCACAGAGCUUCAGGAAUGCAACAACAGUGUUGCAAGUUGCUGUCCUAGGACAUCACAGUUCGUGCAAGCUUCUGGAAUGAAAAAAAAAAAGAAUGAAACUGAAGGAGAUAUGUGUCAGUUGAUAAUGGGGAUUCGACAGUAUGUUUUAUAGCAACCAUACAUUUUUCGAGCAGGUAAAACCAGCACUACUAGCUGUCUGUAGAACACACCAGUACUGACUGCUGCUUUCUUUAGGUAAGCUGAACCCCUGCCAUCUUAGUGGGGGCAUGAAAAAAAUUGCUGGAGUGAACAUGGAAGUGAAGCUGGGUGUGUGCCAUCUUUGUUGGGAUGUAAAACAUUAACCCAUAGUUAAGAAAAGAAAAAUUUUCUUCGCAUGCCCUACGAGUUCAAGAUGCCCAGUUUUGCCAAAAAGAUGUUGCUCGAUGUGUGUUGCAGUUUUUUUUUUUUUUGUAGAAGCCUCAAUGUUUUGGUAAAUUUUAUUGAAGGUUAUGUCAUGAACGGUCAGCUGGAGGAGUUACUUUUGGGGGCAACGGUGACCUCCCUUUAUGGCUAGCGUAGUAGUCAACAGAACAAAAGCACUUUAUCGGCACGUGGUCACUACCAGAUGAAGCUCUAUUUCUGAGGUACAUUGUAGAAGUUUUUUUAAUAUGCUUGACAGUCCCUGGCACUGGUUGGAUCUGCGUUUGGUUGCUAGAACAGUACCUCGUAAACUCUAAAAAACUGCUUCGCUGUAUGGUAUAGCAUGUGUGGUCCACAUUGCUUUUGUGUGUCUUCCUGGGCUUUUGUUGCCCACUUUCUGUAACUUUUUGGGGAGAAUGUCUGAUAAUUUUCAGCAGAAUGCAACCAUUGUGUCACCAGCACCGCCUCAUGUUGGCUAAAUCAUGGCUAGAGUCCUCUGAUGUCGGCUACUCUUGGCUCUCCGCUGUUACAUUAGCAAAAUAGGUUUCACUCAAUUCAGUGAUUGAGUUUUUUACCAAUUACUAUUCAAUGACAUGUUCUGGUCCAAAUUUUGCAGGUGCGUUUUUUUUUUAAUCGAGAACAUAUGGUGUGCAUGGUGUUAGUGUGGUAGUGGAUUACCAUGAAUAUUUUUUGUUUGUCACAUUUCAACUUUGCAGUGUUGUGAAGUGCAGGGUUGAAAUAUAUUUUCUUUCAGUGCACUGGGUGCUGCUGGCACAUAUGCUUGAUUGCAGACAUGUGAACCAGCCAGCAUGUUCGACUUCGUUAGCCACGAGAUAAUCGCGAAUAUAAGUACAAGCUGCUGCAUGUUGUGUUGUUGAGAAAGAUGUUUUUCACUACAGGCGGGGACAACCUAAGAAUUAUAAGUAGGCUCCACCUACAGUCGGCAACAACUUGUGCUAUGUCUGCAUGGGUACCGCUGUCCAACUUCAAGAAAUUGUGCAGAUAUGCCAGCCAGUUGUAUUUGCAUCAUUCCCAGGAUGUCAAGCAAUUUUUCACUGCUCUGCGUGUAGUUUGCAACAACAUAGACCACUUUGGCAUGAGUAUCAUUGUGAACUUCAAGAAUUUGCAUAGAUGCGCCAGUCAAUAGAUGGAUAGCAAAAUGACGUCUUCCGGUUCGAUGCCUAGCUCUUCGCUGUUUCAAGAUGUGUGCCGUUCAGUGUAAUCGGGGAGGAAACACAUACUUUCUGCGACGCGGUUGUUACCGGUUAUCUUGCCUCCUCCCCGAUGACACUGAACCGCACACAACUUGAAGCAGCGAAGAGCUGAGCCUUGAAGGUUCUGCGAACCGGAAGUGCUGUAGCAGACGACGUGCCGUUUUUCUAUCC
Molecule: messenger RNA, 4739 nt
Organism: Rhipicephalus sanguineus (brown dog tick)
Lineage: Eukaryota; Metazoa; Arthropoda; Arachnida; Ixodida; Ixodidae
Exons: 12
Coding region: 95-2122 (675 amino acids)
Source: RefSeq, a predicted model, not a curated record